GUCUGUCCGGUCAAUGUCGACGACGCCUCAGCACCUGAUUGGACUGGCAUCGCUACUACUGAUGCACUGUGGACUGAAACCCUCAGUGGAACUGUUGAUGAAGUCUGGUCUUGCUGGACCUCAGAUGUUGAAAAGUGGCUUCUCGCAGCCGGAUGUCUCCAGCAGAAGAGUCCCGAAAGGCCUCUGGGUAGCGAGCCCAAAGCUGUUCAUGGCCAACACCGCAUGGCCGACCAACAGGAUGUCACCGAAAGACGGCUGCGGCGACACAUCCGACGUCUGCAGGACUUGGAAGAUCACUGGACAACCAUCUUUGGCCAACAGGACUGGAAUCCGGAACCAUUUUGGCAACUCUACGCUGAGGACCUUCCUCCUCGACGACGCGCUCCUAAACUUCCUCCCAUCAACUGUGCCCAGAUCAAGAAGGUUGCCAUGCAGCUGCGACGCAAGGCCUACGGGCCUGACGGCGUGAGCGCCCAAAUGUUGCUCCAACUGCCGCAACCGGCCCUGAUUCGAGCUGGACAGAGACUGGCGGGAGUUUGCCUUGACUACAAGAAAGCUUUUGACUCAGCGGACUAUCGCAUGGGCAUCCAGGUCCUUGAGCGCCUGGGUGCUCCAAGCCGAAUCACCUCAGGUUGCUUCACGAUCAGUGGCGUGAUCCUUGGAGUCCUGCAGCUCUUUGUCUCCUUCUUCCCCCUCCGCCAGCAGAAAAGGCAGGUGGCCGGUGCCGACGCUCUGCUCUUUCCCGAUGACAGGACCAUCGUGGCUCAAGAUGUUCCCACGCUGAAAGCUGCUGAGAGAUGUUGGGACAGAUUGGGUGAAGUCAGUCGAAUGGAAACACAACGCGCUAAGACCCAAUAUUGGGCUCGCACUCUGCAAGCCUAUGCUGAGUUCCAGCGAGAAGGCAUUCAGCCUCAGUUCCAAGUUCAGAUCCUUGGGGUCACCUGUGGUCUCCAAGGCCGAUCCAUGAGCAGCGAGGAAGAAGAAAAGGCUGAGAAGUGCAAGAGACUGGCUAGCCGCAUUGCUGUGCUCCCCAAAGCUCUCAGAUUCAAAGCUAGCCUGUGUUUCUUGAUCCUCUCUCCUAUUUUCACCUGGGGUGUUUUCCUUGGAGGUCAUUACCCGAAUGUGAAGUUUUGCAAAUCCUUGAAAACUAAUUAUUUUCUUCCAGGCUGUCAAAAGAUUCGAUUCACAUGA
This is a messenger RNA of Cladocopium goreaui, 1191 nucleotides long. Lineage: Eukaryota; Dinophyceae; Suessiales; Symbiodiniaceae. The record is from the annotation of a GenBank genome assembly.